Messenger RNA from Guyanagaster necrorhizus, 1300 nucleotides. RefSeq lists its product as uncharacterized. Lineage: Eukaryota; Fungi; Basidiomycota; Agaricomycetes; Agaricales; Physalacriaceae. Bases 95 to 1033 code for a protein of 312 amino acids. The transcript has 6 exons. The record is from RefSeq and is a predicted model, not a curated record.
CCUACAUCAAUGCAUGCCUGGAGGCAUCAGCAGGCCACGUAACUGAUAGACCCUACUCAUGACAUGAGGUCGCCAUACAGCUCUAGCUAUCGAAAUGGAUUUUCAAUGCUGUAUGCACCCCCCCGACGCCUCUCCUUCAAGUUCGCCCAUGACUGAGAAAAAUUCGAGCUCGCCUGACAUAGCUGUUAAUACCCAGGACGUAGCAUUGCUUCUACGGCCCCAGCCACAUGUCUCUCUGGCUCAAAACGUAGAAAAUCAUGACUCUACAGGUCACGAUGAAUCGGUCCUAAAACUUUACGCGAAGAAAGCCCACUUGUACGAUAAAGCACGCUUCGAACUCUGGCACAAACGACUAGACCUACAGCUCCUCUUCGCUGGGAUAUUCUCCGCAAUUAUUUUGCCUUUGAUCGCGGAGACCUACACUUUCCUGUCUGAGCCUGGCCCACCUGCGUAUGCAAUACGCAUCAAUGCUUUUCUUGCGAUCUCUUUAGUGAUCAGCGUAAUGACUGCAGUAUUUUCCUUGCAUUGCAAGCAGUGGAUGGACGGAUACGACGUUGAUCUUCUUCUCCGUUCCGACUUAUCUGGUGACAUUCAAACUUUGGCCAAGUCUUGCAGAAUACAUCAAUAUCGCUUUCAAGCCCUUGAGCGGUAUCAUUUUCCCUCCAUUGUCGGUCUGGGUGCCCUUUUCAUUUAUGUCGCCAUUGUCUGUUUUUCUAUUGCUUUGGUCGACUUUUUCUGGCAAUUAUAUCGUCCCAUUGGUGUGAUGCUUGCCGGCCUUUCCGGGAUGAUCAUCUCGCUGCAUAUCCUCACAAGUAUCCAGCCCUGUCUCUCAUCGGCUUCUCCUUUCAAGUCACCAUUUUCCUACCUCCUAGUAAACCUUUGGCUCGGGGCUCUCGACGGGCAGCUGGCAACGGACGGAAAAUUCGAACAGUGGGAACACAUUGUCGUGGAAGACCUGAAACAACAUUUAGAUGGUGGGAUAGCUCAUUGGGCGACCUCUGACGCUCUACAGCAUCCCAUGGGAUAUCCAUAAAUGCAUUCUUCGGAAAACGGAAAAUGUUGCGGUUGGUAGUGGUAGACUCGGAAGUGAUCAAGUGGUUCCGAGCCGAAAUUCACGACUAUUGGUAAAAGGAUCAUUUUUGACAUUCAAGUUGAUUCAUUUAUAGUAGAGCACAGCAGGUAGACACUAGACAGCGGAACGAUAUUCAUCUGUGAUGAAUGUCUUGUAUACGUUAUAUAUGUGCUGAUAACAAUAUGGAUCUGUUCUAUAAAAGUCGACGAUUAAAUACAAACUUACGGU